AUGGUCAAGGAAGCCCAGCAGAAGGCAAUCGAUCAGAAGACUCGGGAUAAUGAGAUCGCGAAGACACUGCGCAAGUUGACAUCCGGAGCUGAGCCCACACAGCGCGAGGGUCCGAAGGAGCCAGAGGAGAAGUUCGAGAGCAUGGCAAGUGUUCUUGACCGCAUCGGCAAAGAGCAACAGAAGCAAAUCAAGAAAACGGACGACAAGCGAGUUACUGACCGCUGGAUUGAUGAAGAGUUCCCAGUCUGGGUAUGGGAGCCCUCCAAGAAGCACUACACGCCCUCCAUGGAAGAGAAGGGCUGUAUCUAUCUCGGGGAAGAUGUCCGGGGAAUCACAUUCCCCGCCAACCAAGAAGGCGUCCCCAAAGUACUAAUUCCCCAAGUCCUCAUGGAGAUUGAUGCAUACAUGGAGGAGGUCGAGAAGUUGGAGCGAAAGCGACCUGCUGACGCUGGCUACGCAAACGAGUACGUCGACCUCAUACCCGCACAGUCGGACGACGGCGGAGAGGCAGAUGCGGACGAUGCGGUGAGCCAGGCCCCUGACGUGACCCAAGGCCACACUCAGGAGGACAUCACCCUACAGACUCCAGACUUGACCAAGGAGGUGGCCGAAGAGGGUGCCGGAAAGGCGGAUUGA
Molecule: messenger RNA, 636 nt
Organism: Neoarthrinium moseri
Lineage: Eukaryota; Fungi; Ascomycota; Sordariomycetes; Amphisphaeriales; Apiosporaceae
Exons: 1
Coding region: 1-636 (211 amino acids)
Source: RefSeq, a predicted model, not a curated record